Molecule: messenger RNA, 830 nt
Organism: Dothidotthia symphoricarpi CBS 119687
Lineage: Eukaryota; Fungi; Ascomycota; Dothideomycetes; Pleosporales; Dothidotthiaceae
Exons: 1
Coding region: 426-659 (77 amino acids)
Source: RefSeq, a predicted model, not a curated record
ACCACCACACGACCCGAAUGCGAUUUUCAUGUAUCUUGAUAAGCUGGAGCAGGCAGCAUAAAGACUUAUUCCAGCAAUCUCGCAGAUGUUAGUCUAGUGAUUGGGUGGUGCUACAACGUGUUUACUAGCGAGCUUGCAUCCGGUUGGUUCUGCGAUAUCCGAUUAUAAGUAGCCUGCAGCGCAUCGUUGCCCCCUCUCCCAACCUUGGAAGAUCCACUUGGUCACCCUUAUCGCUGCUGACCCAUUUCAAACCCAUCACUUUUAUUCUCGUGAACCAGCCCCUUCACGACCGUUCUUGAUGUAAGCGCUCUGUCCGUUUUGCUGGAAGGCAGCAAACCUCACUCACCACGCUUGCUCUACGGCCCCGCAGCUCUCGUCAUCACCACCGCUGACCCCAAAUACUACCACAGACAACAAGCCUUGAGAUGCCUACCGAGCAAAAGCAAGACCAGACCGCCCCUUCCACUAAGACACAACCCUGGAGGGUGCAUUGGCCACCCAAAACGCCUGUCACCGUUGGCGAGAAGCACGGCUUUGGAGAAGGCGAAACAAUUCAGCUGGAAGGGACAGCGUCUGGAGCGCAUUUGACGUCACUGGAGAAGGAGCAAAAGUUAGAUCGGGUUAGGCUACAAGCUCUUGAACCAGGCGGUUUGUCAUAACUCAAAGUCGCAAGACUUGAAGUAAAUACUGUGAUAUCUACUAUGUAAUCUGAAUGCAAGCAGAGCUUUGUUUUGGCGCUGCAACACCCACGAUGUGCUUAUCUCGACCAGAACACAACCAGUCGAUCAAAGUCAGCUUCCUGAAUCUUUCCGUCCCCAGUCGCAUCUUGC